AAAGAGGUCAAGAGGAGGGGAGGAAAAACCACGUGUGCUGCUCAGCACCAUGUACACCACUGUCCUUCCUCGGUAGACUUGUUUUUGUAAGCCUGUACCCUUCGCAUGUAGCCACGUAGCUUGCGUUAGCAGUUUAGUUUUGUUUUUUUCUAUUAUUUCACCCAAAGACUCCAACACACUUAGCAAAGCUGCAGGGGCGGAUUUCUGUCGCCACACUGACUGCCGACCAUGGUGAGCAAGACAGAUGACAUCCCGGCGUCAGUGCCUGACUGUAAUCCGGUUGAUCUUGCGGAUGGAGCCCAGGAGGGCAAAGAGACCAGCAAGAUGCGAGUGAAGGAUCCCUGCGGCUGCGGCCACAGCUCAGAUACAGCCAUGGUGAACGGCGGCGGGGCUCACGAGCACACGGAGGAGGCAGAAUCGAAGCAGGACGGAAGUGGUGAGGCGGACGGAGGCGAUGAGUCCAACGAGCAGGAAGUGAUAGUGAUCCAAGACACGGGCUUCACCGUUAAGAUCCAAGCGCCUGGAACAGAGCCAUUCGACCUGCAGGUAUCUCCACAGGAAAUGGUGCAGGAAAUCCAUCAGGUGUUGAUGGAUCGUGAGGACACCUGCCAUCGCACCUGCUUCUCCCUGCAGCUGGAUGGAAACGUGCUGGACAACUUUGCUGAACUCAAGUCCAUCGAGGGCCUGCAGGAAGGCUCGUUCCUCAAAGUGGUGGAAGAGCCCUACACAGUGCGUGAAGCCCGAAUUCAUGUACGGCACAUCAGAGACCUGUUGAAAAGCUUGGACCCUUCAGACGCCUACAACGGUGUGGACUGCAACUCACUGUCCUUCCUCAGCUUCUUCACAGACGGAGACCUUGGAGAUAGUGGAAAGAGGAAGAAAAAGGGCAAUGAGCUGGAGCAGAUUGACUGCACCCCCCCAGAGCACAUCCUGCCUGGCAGCAAAGACCGGCCCGUGAUGCCCCUCCAGCCACUCAAUAAGGACUGGAAGCCAAUGCAGUGCCUGAAAGUCCUGACUAUGAGCGGCUGGAACCCUCCACCCGGAAACAGGAAGAUGCACGGAGACCUCAUGUAUCUGUACAUGGUGACUGUUGAAGAGCGGCACGUCAGCGUCACCGCCUCUACACGCGGCUUCUACCUCAACCAAUCCACAACCUAUAUCUUCAACCCCAAACCGGCCAACCCCAGCUUCCUGAGCCACUCUCUGGUGGAGCUUCUCAGCCAGAUCAGCCCCGCCUUCAAGAAGAACUUCACUGCCCUUCAAAAGAAACGAGUCCAGAGACACCCGUUUGAGAGAAUAGCCACGCCGUUCCAGGUCUACAGCUGGACCGCUCCUCAGGUUGACCACGCAAUGGACUGCGUUAGAGCUGAGGACGCCUACACUUCUCGCUUGGGUUAUGAGGAGCACAUACCUGGACAGACAAGAGACUGGAACGAGGAGCUGCAGACCACCAGAGAGCUGACCCGGAAGAACCUGCCAGAGCGCCUGCUGCGGGAGAGAGCAAUUUUCAAGGUCCACAGUGACUUUGCAGCUGCUGCCACACGAGGCGCCAUGGCUGUAAUAGAUGGUAACGUAAUGGCAAUCAACCCCGGUGAAGAAACGCGCAUGCAGAUGUUUAUCUGGAACAACAUCUUCUUCAGCCUGGGCUUUGAUGUGCGGGACCACUAUCGUGAGCUUGGUGGCGAUGCAGCUGCCCAUGCCGCACCCACCAACGAUCUGAAUGGAGUACGGGCGUACGGGGCGGUGGACGUGGAGGGACUCUACACCCUGGGGACGGUAGUGGUGGACUACAGGGGCUACCGGGUCACAGCCCAGUCCAUCAUUCCAGGUAUCCUGGAGCGGGAGCAAGAGCAGAGUGUCAUCUACGGCUCCAUUGACUUUGGGAAGACAGUUGUUUCUCACAGCAAAUAUCUGGAGCUGCUUGAUAAGACGAGCAGACCGCUGAAGGUCCAGCGGCACAAUGUUCUGAAUGAGAAGGAUGAUAAGGUGGAGCUGUGCUCCUCUGUCGAAUGUAAAGGCAUCAUUGGAAAUGAUGGCCGACACUACAUUCUGGACCUUCUUCGUACUUUCCCUCCUGACCUCAACUUCCUGCCUGUGGAUGAAGAGGAACUGUCACCAGAGAGUCAGCGCUUGGGCUUUCCUCGCCAGCACCGCCAUCGCUUGGCUUGUCUUCGCCAGGAGCUCAUAGAGGCCUUUGUCGAGCACAGGUAUCUACUCUUCAUGAAGAUGGCAGCAUUGCAGCUUAUGCAGCAAAAAGCAAACAAGGAAUGUAUUAAGACUGAUGCCCCUGCCAUCACUGAAACCGCAGAGACGGCCACAGAGAGCAAUGCUGCCACAGCCCAGACACAGACUAAUGUUACAGAGUCAUCUAAAGCAACAGAUGGCACAAGCCAGACAGACAACGGGCCCUCUGCUGGCUCACAAACAGCAAGUGAAAGUGAAGAAAACUCCUUGAAGCUCACAACAAACGGGCCUGUUGAGCCUGCAGCCACUCAGAAUGGGGAAUGCAAAAGCCCAUUGGAGGGUAAGGAGCUUGAGGAAAGUAUUCCAGGAUUAGCUCAAGCCAAAGAGCUGGCGGAGACCUUAGUUGCCGAAGAUGGAUCUGGUAUUGAUCCUAAAAGCCGUGAGGUUGUCCUCAAUGCCUGCAAGGCUGUAGGCUCCAUCAGCAACACAUCUUUUGAUAUCCGCUUCAACCCGGACAUAUUCUCUCCAGGAGUACGGUUCCCCGACGACAGCGCAGACGACGUCCAGAAGCAGAAGCAGCUUCUUAAAGACGCUGCUGCCUUCCUGGUGUCCUGUCAGAUCCCGUCACUGAUUAAAGACUGUUUGGACCACAGUGCUCUACCUAUGGAUGGAGCCACGCUAACAGAGGCCUUGCACCAGAGAGGGAUCAAUGUUCGUUAUUUGGGCACAGUUCUAGAGUUUGUGGACAAGACUCCUGCCAAAACCCAGCUAGAGCACUUCUAUAGAAUAGGAAUCAUUGAGCUGAUCACCAGAUGUGCAAAACAUAUCUUCAAAACAUACCUCCAGGGUGUGGAGUUGUCCGCUCUGUCAGCGGCCGUGAGCCAUUUCCUAAACUGCUUUCUGAGCUCUUUCCCCGACGCCGUGGCACACCUGCCUCCCGACGAGCUGGUGUCCCGCCGCAAAAAUCGCAAGCGCCGCAACAGGGUCCCCGGCGGCGGAGACAACACGGCCUGGGCCAGCCUGACUCCCAGCGAGCUGUGGAAGAACAUUGCUACUGAGGCCAAGAGCUACUAUCACUUCCACAUACACAGUGAAAGUGUCGACCAGGUGGUGGAAAAAUACAGCCUUCAGAAAAUCACCUUGCUCAGAGAAAUUUCAAUCAAAACUGGCAUCCAGAUCCUGUUAAAGGAGUACAACUUUGACAGCCGCCACAAGCCAACCUUCACAGAGGAGGACAUCCUGAACAUUUUUCCCGUUGUGAAGCACGUAAAUCCCAAAGCCUCAGACGCCUUCCACUUCUUUCAGAGCGGGCAGGCCAAAGUGCAGCAAGGUUUUCUGAAGGAAGGAUGUGAGCUGAUAAACGAGGCUCUGAACCUCUUCAACAAUGUGUACGGAGCCAUGCAUGUAGAGAUCUGUGCCUGUCUGCGCCUGCUGGCACGCCUUAAUUACAUCAUGGGAGACCACCCUGAGGCUCUCAGCAACCAGCAAAAGGCCGUUCUGAUGAGUGAAAGAGUCCUGGGCAUGGAGCAUCCCAACACAAUUCAAGAAUAUAUGCAUUUGGCCCUGUACUGCUUUGCCAACGGCCAGCUCUCAACUGCCCUAAAGCUGCUGUAUCGUGCUCGUUACCUCAUGCUGUUGGUUUGCGGGGAGGACCACCCAGAGAUGGCACUGAUAGAUAGUAACAUUGGGCUCGUGCUGCACGGAGUGAUGGAGUAUGAUUUAUCUCUGAGAUUCCUGGAGAACGCCUUGACCAUCAACACAAAGUAUCACGGAUCCCGGUCCCUCAAAGUGGCCCUCAGCCAUCAUUUGGUUGCGAGGGUUUAUGAGAGCAAGGCCGAGUUCCGCUCUGCACUACAGCACGAGAAGGAGGGGUACACUAUUUACAAGAACCAGAUGGGUGAGGCGCAUGAGAAAACCAAGGAAAGCUCAGAGUACCUGAAGUAUCUCACCCAGCAGGCUGUGGCCCUGCAGAGAACAAUGAACGAGAUCUACAAGAACGGCUCCAAUGCCAGUAUCAUGCCCCUCAAGUUCACUGCCCCCAGCAUGGCCAGCGUCCUGGAGCAGCUCAACAUCAUCAACGGCAUCAUUUUCAUACCACUCAGCCAAAAGGAUCUGGAGAAUCUGAAGGCAGAGGUGCAGAGGCGGCAACAGCUGCAGGAGCUGGGAAAGGGUGAAGAGCCAACCGAGGACAGCUCACUGGAACUUGAAGACAAAAUCCCCAUCGAUUAAUAUUCAGAAGCCCUCAACACAGCUACUUUCUGCUAAUAGUGGGAGGAGAAGAGAGGCCAUGACGCAACAAUUAAGUCACAGAGCCUGUGGAGCCGUGAACUGAGCAGUCUAAAUCAACAUUGAAAUAAAUGAGGGGAGAGUGGGGUCGGGGAAGUACAGAGAAAUAAGAAAAACUGUAUGAACUGUAGGACAAAGGAGUAGAGAUCAGGAGUUUCCUGUGAGGCAGGAGAGAGAGGGAGGAGAUACAUACAAACAGCAUAAAAUCAACUUAAUGUGCAAUCUGGAAAAAAAACAAUCCCGGGCCCACGGUCUUGGUGAUGAAGUCACUGGCAAUGUUGGCUGCUUAAAAAUUUGAUUUAUAAAUGAAAGACUGGUUGCAGCUGGAAAGGGAGGAGACCAAGAACGACCAUGACAUACACACACAUAUGUAUAUAUGUGUGUGUGUGUAUGUAUACCAGAGCCUUAUCCACUGUACCACCAUCCCCAAAUUAUGCUUCCUCUCAGCUCACAUGUCUCACAGCACUUUUAACCCAGGACCAUGUUUCACCCUGCCGUUGCCCAAGGAGCUUUGAGGAUCCCGAGGGCCCCCGCCUGCCCUGUUUCCUAAAGGUGCUCUAAAUGAUAAAGCACCGACCCUGUCAUACAACUCAGGGGUUCUUUCUACUGUGCACUAAGUCCAGAAUACAGUCACUAAAUUUGAGAUCUUGCAAGUGGGGCUUCAGAAUGUAAAUUCCCUUCUCUGUGGGCCCUUUUGUGCCACUUUGCAGCAGUCAGUCAUUAUCCUUACACAUCCAUUAUGGCUAAUUAAUUUGAUCAUUGUGUUAUUUGUACGUACAACGUCCCAGGAGGACGCCCGCUGUGUUCUUUAGUUCCUGCUGCAAGAAACAAGGAAACAACACAGUGAGCUGUCAACCCAGCGAGUUUGAUUUAAUUUGCGCUCUUCUUUCCCUCAUUUUGUCUUUUUUUUAAUUAUUAUUAAGUAAUUGGGUUUCUGUAAAGAUGCACAAGAGAAUCGAAGGUAAUUUAUGCCUGUUGAUCAUCAGCUAAUUUAAGCCAUGUCUGUUUUAUAGAAGAUGUAUAGAAGUGUAAAAGGUGUAUAAAUCUUGGAUUUAGACUGGUACUUGACGUAAAUGGAAAAGGCAGAUUUGAAAAAUAUACACUUUAAACAGUAGAUAUAACUAUCUAUAAACUAGCUGUGUUAAUUCUUCUAUUUUUACACACUUGAAAAUAUGUGCAUGUGUGUUUGACGGUGUGUGUCUUUGUGUAGUCUGACAGAAAAUCUGUUCCCUGGGGCUGUUGCUGCUUUCGCUGCUGCAUUGUUUGAAUAGAGGCUAAGCAAACAUUUGCUUUCCGAAUGUUUUAUACUUCUACCCACGAUAAAGCUGUUAAAUGGCUGUUGCCCAUUUUCUUGAAGCAUUCAUGGCCAGACGGUGUUAAUCUGCUUACAUACGAAGAUGGUACUGAAGUGAACCUCUUCUCACCGUUGCACAAGUGCUCAACGUUGGCAGAUCUUGUUGUUCAUUGUUCUUGUUUUGUUUCCCAUUAAUGCAUCAAGUCAUCUUUUCACAUUUAUCAGAAAAACUAGCCAGAGGUGAGCAGUUUUUGUUGCACUUCCUCAUGCCGUGUGUUGACAUGCGCACGAAAGUUAACAAAAUUUGCUGCCUCAAUUUGACAUACCAAAUUAAAAAAAAUGAAAAAGAAUACUUAAGAAUACUUGCUUGUAUACAUGCAAUGUAGCCCUCCAUGGCAAUUUGUUACUUAAUUGUUGCAGUGUGUAGAUGUAUGUGAUUGAAGCAAUUGAAAGAUGAUGCUGGAGCUGAUUGUUUGUUUUUAGAAAAUGCAGUUUUUACUUGGCACAAGACAUGCAAGACGGACCAUGUACUGUAUUGGCUGAAUUGUCUGAAAAUAAAGAAGCCACAUGCAAAUGCAAACGGCCAGCUCUUCGGACUGGGAGGUGACGUUACUACAAUGAUCGCUCUCCUGAAAUGUGUUACUGUACUUCGGUUGCAGAGCAUGGUGUGUAUGUGCCUAUUAUUUAUGCUUCUGAAUGGAAUUUGGGUAAUGAUGGGUUUAAAGAAAACUUUACAUUAUAUAAAGGUGACAUUUGCUUCCUGAUUUGGUUUUCUGAGUUUCUUGUAUCAUAUAUGUAUGGUUUUUGUUUUUUUGUUCCCCCCAUUCUUCCAUACUGUCCCUGCUCGGUGUUGUUCAUCUGUAACACCAACGUCGGCCACAGGAUGGCGCAGUAUCUUUUUUUCUCAUCCUGAAGGAAAAAAAAUGGAGCGAAUUGGUGAACUACAUGGUUUAUUUGAUUUUUGUAAAAAUAUAGGAGAGAUCUUGUAUUUAUUUUUUAUUAUUGUUGCAAUUCAAAUAAUACCAAGUCUCAUGUUUGGUAUCUAAAUUGUUUAUUAAAUAAUAAUAAUAAACGUAUUGAAAAAGA
Molecule: messenger RNA, 6850 nt
Organism: Cololabis saira (Pacific saury)
Lineage: Eukaryota; Metazoa; Chordata; Actinopteri; Beloniformes; Belonidae
Gene: cluha
Product: clustered mitochondria (cluA/CLU1) homolog a
Exons: 27
Coding region: 229-4413 (1394 amino acids)
Biological process (GO): intracellular distribution of mitochondria
Cellular component (GO): cytoplasm
Molecular function (GO): mRNA binding; protein binding
Source: RefSeq, a predicted model, not a curated record